Plasmodium relictum is the source of this 1767-nucleotide messenger RNA. Its product is annotated as conserved Plasmodium protein, unknown function. The record is from RefSeq and is a predicted model, not a curated record. The coding region runs from base 1 to 1767 and encodes 588 amino acids. Lineage: Eukaryota; Apicomplexa; Aconoidasida; Haemosporida; Plasmodiidae. The transcript has 3 exons.
AUGAAAUUUUCAAUUAUUAAAAAUGUAGAAAAAAAAAUUUUAAUAUUUGUUUUUUUUUUUUAUUAUUUUUUAUUAUAUAAUGAAAUAAAGUGUUCAAAAAAAUCAAAGCUUCAUACAAAUUCCAACUUUUUUAAUAUAUAUAGUGUAGUAAGUAAAGAUUUAAGAUUAAAAAAUAAAAAUGAAUAUAUAAAAACAUCUAACGAUGGAAUAAAAAUAUAUGAACAAAUUAAUAAAAAAACAAAAGUAUAUUUUUUACCUCUUAUUUUAAAAAAUAAUAAUAAAAGAAUAGAUGAAAAUUUUAUUAAAAAAAAUGAGGAUAAAAACCAAUCAAAAAAUAUAAAGUUAGAUAAGGAAAACAAUGGAAAUAGCAAUAUAACAAUGAACGAAAGCGCUUAUGAAUAUUUAGAAAAUAAUUUAAGUUACCUAAAAGAUAAAAUGGAGAUAUUCAGUCAGUAUAUUAAUGAAUGUGAUUUUAUUGUUAUACCAAUUAGUUAUAAUGAUGUUUUAAAUAAGCAUUUACUUGAUAUUAAUUCAUUUAACAAUUUUAUAAAUGCAAUAGAUUUCUUAUUUUAUUUAGAACAAAAAAAGAAUGAUUAUAAUUUAAUUUUUUUUAUCUACAAUUGUGAUGAUUCCAAAGAUAAUGAUAAAUUCAUUAAAAAAGAAAAGACAGAAAUAAUAAAUAUCAUCAAAAUAUUUUUAAAGUGCCACUGGGAAGAUAAAUAUGACAAAUAUAUUAAAAUAAAUUUCUUUUUUGAAAAAGAUAACAUCCUUGAUAUUCAAAAAAUAAACACAGAAAUCAAUAAAAAAUAUUACAAAAAAAGAAAAAAAAGAAAUGAAAUAAUGCAUUUUAGUAAAGAAGAAAACACAUUUUUUAAAAAUUAUAAGCCUAAUGUUUUGAAAAAUUUAUAUAAUGAAAAUUAUUUUUUAUAUAAUUUUUAUUCUAAUUUUAAAUUAAAUAUAUUACAAGAAUAUUUGAAAAUAACAAAAGAUAUUAGAAUCAACAACUUAGACAUUGAAAAAAUAAAUAUUAAAGAAAUAAUUAAUAAUGUAGAAAACCUUUUAAAUAAAUUUAUAAGUUUUCAAUUAAAUGAUAAUGUAACAAAUCAGGAGAAUUCAGAAAAAAUAAAAAAUAAACAGUAUUCCUAUUUACUACAUAUUAUCUUAACAGAUCUAUUGGAAAAGUAUGAUUACAACUUGGAUCAAAUUAAAAAUAAUUUAUAUCAUAUGUUUAAAGAAAAUAUUAGAAAAAUUAAAAUUACAUCAAAUAUAAUACAUGAGUUUAAAAGAGAAAUGAAUUAUGUAGACAAGUUGUUUGAGUAUUAUAAUUCAAAAAUUUCUUUAAUGGAUUACUUUAAAAAAAAAGAUAGAAAUUUUGAACAAAAGUCAUAUUAUAUUUAUUAUUAUAAUAAAAUGAAAUUUCUUCAAUUAUUAAAUGAAACAACCAACGAAAUAAUAAAUUAUUAUAUAUCUAAAGGAUUAUAUGUUAGAAAUUAUGAUUUUAAUUCCAUGAUUCUUUUAAAAAAUUAUUCUUUUAUUAAUUAUAUAAUUUAUUACAUUACUAAUCUUUUAAAAAAUAAAAUUAACUUUAAUUUUAACUAUUUAUCUCCUAAUGCUUUCGGAUUUUCUUCAUAUAAGGAUGAUAUAUCACUGUCACCUAAAAAAGACAUUAUGAUAACAACAAGUGAAAUAGAUCAAAUAGAAAAAAUAAGCGUACCCCCUAGUGAAUAUUCUAAAAUACUGUUAUUACUUGACAAAAAUAAGAAAUAA